This is a messenger RNA of Durusdinium trenchii, 2259 nucleotides long. Lineage: Eukaryota; Dinophyceae; Suessiales; Symbiodiniaceae. The record is from the annotation of a GenBank genome assembly.
AUGCUUGGUCGCUUGCAUGCACUGGUGGUUGGUUGCGGCCUUGGCAGACAUCAGCCAGUGCUUGAAGCAGCAAAGCAGCUCUGCGCCAGAGCAGCUGCAGAAGGCUUGCCCGUCGUCCUGGACGCGGAUGGGCUCCAAGUGGCCAUCCAAUGGCCAAAAGCCUUGGAGGGGAUGAGCCGCACUUUGCUGACACCCAAUGCCUAUGAAUUUCGGCAACUUUGCCAGGCAGUAGGCCUUGAAGGCGACGGAAAAAGCCAGCUGGUCAAGCUUUGUGAGAAGCUUGAUGGGCCAGCUGUGCUGUUGAAGGGUGAAGAGGACCUGGUGGCUGAUGCCUCUGGACGUGUCGAGUGCUGUUCAGUGGAGGGCACGCCACGCCGCAGUGGAGGCUAUGGUGAUGUGCUGGCAGGGACACUGGGGACGUUACUGGCAUGGUCCAAGAACCGAGUGCAAGGUGAUGCUGUGCCUAUGGUGGACGCUGGCUGUGCAGCCUGUGAGCUGGUUCGCGCCAGCUGCCGUGCAGCCUUUGUGAGGAAGAAGAGGGCAAUGACGGCACCGGAUGUUUUGGCUACUUGGAGUCCUUUCGAUCGUGCCAUGGACGAACGGUCGACCUGCGGCAUUUGCCAGACGCCGCUCAACCCCCAGAGAUGGGCGCAGGCAAUUGUGCCAGAUUGCCAGCAUGGCUACCACCUGAAUUGCAUGCUACAAGCGGCACAGGGAGAUGACAAGUUUGAGUGUGCAACAUGCGAGGAGUUCAGAUCCUCCCCGAGGGAAGGCCUCCGGCUCCUCCUCGAAGAAUGCAGUGAAGAGUUACACAAACGAGAUCCUACGGAUAUAGAGUUUUCCCGGGCAGAGGAGAUCAAACGUGGUCGGGAGAUGAUACCAAUGCACCAGAUUCCUAGCUGUGUACUGUCCAUUCAAGGCUUGCGAUGCCUCGAUUUUACGGGACACCCGCUGGAGCGACUGCCGCCGGAGAUCCAGAAUCUGAAGUCUCUCACCAGGUUGGUCUUGUGUUCGACGAACCUUCGGGAGCUGCCUGUGGAGCUUUGCGAGCUCCGAAAUUUGCAACAGUUGGUGGUGGCCUGCUGUCCGAUCCGGCGGCUCCCAGAGCAGCUGUGCAAUUUGGUCCGCCUUUGGGACUUCUAUUUUGACGGCAAUCAGCUGGUGGAGAUGCCCGCAAGUUUUCCUCCACUCCUCAAUGGAAUCAAAGUCUCUGGCAACUUGCUGAAAGAGCUGCCGGACGGUGUAGGCAGAUGUCAUGACGUGAAGGCCGUUCGCGCUUAUGCCAAUCAGCUACGGUCCCUGCCAGACAGCAUUUGUGAGCUUGCUCAAGCCACGGAAAUGUCACUGCAGGGCAAUCGUUUAGAGUUGCUGCCCUCAUCACUGGGUUCAUUGCAGCAGCUUCAAUACCUUUCGUUGCACGACAACAACCUACGAGCGCUGCCAGCUUCCAUGGUGCACCUGGAAGAGCUCCGAUGGCUUUACCUCUACAACAAUCAACUCCAAGAUUUGCCAAAAGGAGUAGGAAGGCUGAAGAACUUGGAGCGUUUGCUGGUGGAGGCGAAUCCUUUCUCCAAGGCCACUCUGGAAGACUUGGCGGCUUCGCAGGGUCCACAGCUGCGACUCUUGGGUUUGGAUGCUGUGCAGGCGGCAACUCAUCCAGCCCCACCCUGGGCCUCCGUUGGAUGGAUGCUUCCAUGGGGAAAGCUCUAUGCGAAGCUCCAGCCUGCUUCACAGCUGAAACGGCCAGAAGGCGUCAAUCCAGUGAAAGGUGCCCGCCCACAACAGCAUCACGAUGUGUUGGUGGUUGCCUUCGCAGCCAGUCAGGGUGAGCCUGAGUGGCUUGGGGUGCUUAGUCAAGUGCAUGCAGGGCAGGUGUCAGUGGCAGAAGCCGAAGCUCAAAUAUCACUGGAGAACUUGGGAACCUUCUCUGAGCUUCACAGAAGGCUGCACGGAACAACGGUGGGCGAUGGUGAGGAUGAAGUGGAACAGUUGGCCUCAACUGCUUGGCUGCUAGCUCCACCUCAUCAUUCUGGGCGCAAUGGAGAGGUCCUCGAGGACUUCGACGUGCUAUCUCUGUGUGAUACUGCUGCCCAAUGGUAUGCCGACACAGCAGAGAGGGAGCAACUUCAUGUAGAGAGCAAGCUCAAGGAGAUUGCGCAGGAAUACCGGAGAGUCAUUCUGUUGGGCGUGCGCUUUGGCAGCAGAGAACAAAUUCAUCGCGAUAAAUCAAGAGUUCCCGGUAAGGCUGUGCACAGCUGA